Messenger RNA from Candidozyma haemuli, 1089 nucleotides. RefSeq lists its product as uncharacterized. Bases 1 to 1089 code for a protein of 362 amino acids. Gene Ontology annotation, molecular function: Hsp70 protein binding. Gene Ontology annotation, biological process: protein refolding. Gene Ontology annotation, cellular component: cytoplasm. The transcript has a single exon. The record is from RefSeq and is a predicted model, not a curated record. Lineage: Eukaryota; Fungi; Ascomycota; Pichiomycetes; Serinales; Metschnikowiaceae.
AUGAUCUUCCUGUCACUCAUAUUGUUUUGUCUAGCUCUCGUGGCAGCCAUAGAUCCAUAUGCUAUCUUGGGUGUCUCCAAAGAUGCUGAUGAGAAGACCAUCAAGAGCGCAUAUAGACAAUUGUCGAAACAGUACCAUCCAGACAAAAAUCUGUCCCCCGAGGCACACGAUAAAUUUAUCGAAAUAGGAGAGGCUUAUGAUAUCCUCAACGAUCCACAGAAAAAACAAAAUUACGACCAGUUUGGUGAUGCUAAUGGUGGAGGAGGGUUUGGGGGAGCUGGCGGGUCUGCGUUCGAUUUUGGCGAUAUCUUCAACCAGUUCUUUCAAGGCCAACAAGGUGGCUUUGGUGGAGGCCACGGACAUCAAAGAAGAGUACAGAGAGGUCCUGAUACCCAAGUGAACGUGAAUAUGCCUUUAAAGGAUGCCUUUUUGGGUAGAGACUUAGAGUUUGACGUCGAAAUGAACAACAUUUGUGGUAAAUGCAAAGGAAGCAGGUCCGCAGAUGGCAAAAAGCAUACUUGUACAAAGUGUCAGGGGUCCGGUGUGGUUAUGAUGAGAAGGCAAAUGGGCCCCAUUAUCCAGCAGUUCCAGUCGCAAUGUGACCAGUGUGGUGGUAAGGGUCAGACGAUAGCGAAACCAUGUGCCAAAUGUCAGGGCCAGGGCACGGAGCGUACUUCAAGACAUUACAAUGUGUACAUAAGUCCAGGUACUCCGCGUAACUACCGCCAUGUCCUAGAAGGUGAGGGCGAUCAAAAUCCAGACUUCGUCCCAGGCAACAUGAAUCUCCAGUUUAGAGAUGUUCACACAGAAAACUGGGGCUUCCGCCGGAUUAAGGAUCACCUCUACAGAACAGAGCUUCUCACCAGUAAAGAAGCAAACGUUGGUGGCUGGAGUCGAGAGAUUGCUUUAUUUGACGGUGAAGCCGUAACGAUUAAAAGAGGUAAGAAUGUGCCUGUCAUUGAUGGAGAAGUAGAGGUCGUGAAAGGACAUGGUAUGCCUCACUUUCAAGAUGAAAACGAAUAUGGUGAUUUGUUCAUCGAAUACAGAGUAAUUCCAGUAGGAAAGUCUGGAAGAAAAGAUGAGUUGUAA